AUGAGCAAAACUCAAUUCAUCGAUCUUACAGACGACCCUAUAGAUAGGUCAGAGCCAAAAAAACGAAAGCCGUCAUCCCCUAAGUCUCCUAAAUUUUCUGGACCUCCUGCCUCUCCCAAAGGCUCUAAAUCUCCUCCAUCAUCUGAACCUCCUGCUUCUAAAAAAAGAUCUCCUAAAGAAGGCAAAAAAUCUAACAAAAAACCCAAGCCCAAGCCAGAAAAGCCUGCUCCAACCCCAAAGCCUGACAUAAGAGAAUCAUUAAUGAUAAAAUCAUUAAUAAAACCAGGCUCAAUUUCAGACCGAAUCAAAAGUUUAUACACAAAACCCCAGAUUCCUCCUGACGCCCAAGUAACUGAAUUAGAAGACAUGGACAAUUUAAAGCCUCAGCAGCCUCCACUAAACGAAAAUGUGCCUGGAAAUAAAAAAAGUACAGAAAAAAGCGUAAAAUCCAAACCUUUAGAACCGAAUUUGCCUUCAAAUAAAUUGGACGAUAGCUCAUUUACAAGCAAGCCCCCUAAAAAAAUUGGAGAUUUAGGUCUCAGAAUAUUCGAUAAAGAGCUUGAAGGCAGCCCAGUAGAUAAGCUGCUGAAAUGAAAUUCCUCGAUCAGCUCUGACAGGGUGGAUAUAGAAAUCCCUAAAAAACGAGCUAGAAGUCUGGAAGAGGGGAUUGAAGGAAAUUUUAGCAGCGAUAUAUUAAUUUAA
This is a messenger RNA of Blepharisma stoltei, 702 nucleotides long. The record is from the annotation of a GenBank genome assembly. NCBI's taxonomy places the organism in Eukaryota, Ciliophora, Heterotrichea, Heterotrichida, Blepharismidae.